GAAAUAGGCAAAGACUUUAAUCCAGACAUCCAUCCGCCUACCAUACCAUGGCAGCCCUUCUCCUUCAUUCAUCUGAACGACUUUCUAAAACAUGGCUAAACCGUAUUUUUGCAGUCAUCUACUCCGCGGUCGUUUCUUUUCUUCUCCUCCGCCACUGCCGUAAUUUAAUCUACUCUCCAACUCCAAUCUCCAUUACUCUGUUUCUAGCCGACUUUGUGUUGGCUUUUAUGUGGUUUACCUCCCAAUGUUUUCACUGGAAUCCAAUCCAUCGCCGUGUUUUCCCAGAAAACCUGCAACUGUUUGUGGAGGAGAGAGAGUAUCCGGCGUUAGAUGUGUUGAUUUGCACGGCUGAUCCCACCAAAGAGCCACCAGUUGGAGUGGUGAACACGGCCUUAUCUGUAUUGGCAUAUGACUACCCGCCGGAUAAGCUUUCCGUUUAUAUAUCAGAUGAUGGAGGGUCUGAAGUGACACUGUAUGCGUUCAUGGAGGGUGCUAAGUUUGCUAAGCAUUGGAUUCCAUACUGCAAGAAGCAUAAUAUUGUUGAUCGGUCUCCUGAAGUGUAUUUUGAAAGUGAUCCUGCUUGGUUCCCUGAGACAGAUGAUAUCAAGGCGAUGUAUGAAAGAAUGAAAUCAAGGGUGGAGAAGGUGGUGCAGAGUGGUGGCGUAUGUUUGGAUGAGGUGAAGGAAUCGGAAAUUCGUGAUACAUUCAGUAAAUGGACGCCUAAUUUCUCGCGUCGACAUCAUCCCACAAUUAUUCAGAUUAUAUUAGACAACACUAUAGACAAAGAUGUCGCAGGUGGUGUAAUGCCAAAUCUUGUCUACGUUUCUCGAGAAAAAAGCAACAACAAGCCCCAUAAUUUUAAGGCUGGAGCACUCAACGUCCUGCUUCGAGUGUCAGGCUUGCUGACCAAUGGACAUAUUGUCCUUGUUCUAGAUUGCGACAUGUUCUCAAAUGACCCUGAAACGCCACUUCGCGCAUUAUGUUAUUUUAUGGAUCCAAAUGCUGAUUCUAAGCUUGGAUUUGUUCAAUUUCCGCAAAGAUUCAAUGGCAUUAAUAGGAAUGACAUAUAUGCUUCCGAGUUCAAGGCCGAGACACAAAUUUUAAGCCUUGGUAUGGAUGGCUUGUUAGGCGCUCAGUUUAUGGGAACAGGAGGCUUUUUCAAACAACAUCACACCAAGCAGCAAGCUGCGACUAUGAGGAUAAUACAAAAUGGGGAUCCGAGGUUAUCGGCUUUUCCCCUGAUUGGAUUUCGAUAUGGCACCUUAACCGAGGACACCUACACAAGCUUUCGACUUCAUUGUGAAGGAUGGAAGUCGAUUCUUUGCAAUCCAAAAAGAGCUGCGUUUCUUGGAGGUUCGCCCUCAAACUUGAAUGAUGCCCUAACCCAAAUCAAACGAUGGUACAUGGGAUUCCUCGAAAUAUUCUAUAACAAAUAUUGCCCAAUCACAUAUGGCAUUCGAUCAAUGAAUCCUCUACAUGCUUUAUGUUACACACACUACACACUUCGUUCCUUUUGGUCGAUUCCAAUCAUUGUCUACGCAUUCUUGCCUCAAAUUUCGCUCCUCAACUCCUUCCCAAUGUUUGCAAGGGUUUUUGAAGGUGGGAUUUCCUUGCAUGCGUUUCUAUUUCUUGGAGCUUACGGAAAAGAUUUUGUAGAUUUUGUGGUCUUUGGAGGUGGAUCGAUGCAAAGGUGGUGGAACUGCCAAAGAAUGUGGUUGAUAUGGGGGCUAUCGAGUUACCCAUUUGCAUUGCUCGAGUGGUCACUAAAAUCUUUAGGGUUUUCAACAUCUGGGUUCAAUGUUACCAGCAAAGUAACUGAGGAAGAACAAAAGAGACUAUAUGAACAAGGGGUGUUUGAUUUUGGAGUUGAAUCAAUCUUGUUUUUUCCAUUUAGUGUCGCAUCAUUGAUCAACUUGUUUUCGUUUGUAAAAGGAUUUAUGGAGGUUUUCAUUAAUGGGAGGUUGGAAGAGUUUUUUGUGCAGAUGUUCAUAUCUGGAUUUGUGGUGGUGAAUAGCUGGCCGAUAUAUGAAGGCAUGGUUUUAAGGAGAGAUCGAGGAAGGAUGCCAUUGAAGUUAACUUUAGCAUCAAUGUCAACGGCAAUUGCGAUUUUCUUGGCAUCCUCUUUGAUUUUUUAACGUUCAAGAGUAUAAUUUGAAGAACCAAGGAUGAACCAUGUGAAGGCCAAAUUGAUCACAUCCUGGUGACGAAUAUACCAACACCUAUAGAUUGAUCAUUUUCACUGCAUCUAGAACAAGUUUCUUCUAAUUGAUGAUAUUAUGAUAUUCUGUAUUAGAAUCACUGGAAUCAUUACAACACAAUAGGGUAUCGUGCACGGAUUUUAGCCACAAACAAAAUCCGUUGUAAUUAGCGACGCAUCUCCCAUAGAAUGUAAUAGCAGAGUUUUAAGACAUUUCUAACAGAAUAACAGAGGGUUAGCAAGGUAUUGAUGCAUUUGGUUAAUCCAUCAGAAAAUUUUAAAAGAUUACAUGCAGAUUACUGACACAAAUUAAGGAUAUCUA
Molecule: messenger RNA, 2519 nt
Organism: Lactuca virosa
Lineage: Eukaryota; Viridiplantae; Streptophyta; Magnoliopsida; Asterales; Asteraceae
Source: the annotation of a GenBank genome assembly